AUUCUCUGCAGACAUAAGCCCUAAUCUUUUUCUGUGCUUGGCGGCACCAUCCCAACACUUUCAACAAACCCUACCCUCACUUCCGAGCCAUUCUCUGUAUCUGCAAUGGCGAAGAAGAAAGAGAGGAACGUUAACGUCUCAGGAAAACCUAAGCACUCUCUCGAUGCUAACCGCAGCAAUGACUCGAAGACGGAAUCGCGGUCCGCCGCCACAGUCCGCCGUCUCAAGAUGUACAAAACCCGACCCGUUCGUAACAGCGGAGGCAAAAUCCUUAGGCAAGAGUAUCAAUCCAAAGACCUUCCAAGCACUCGAAUCAAACCCGAUCGUCAAUGGUUUGGGAAUACUCGCGUUGUGAAUCAGAAAGAGCUUGAGUUUUUCAGAGAUGAAAUGGCUAAGCAUAGUUCGAGUAAUUAUAAUGUUAUUCUCAAGGGGAAGAAUUUACCUAUGUCGCUUCUUAAUGAUCACCAGAAGCAAGCAAGGGUUCACCUUCUUGAUAGAGAGCCUUUUUCGGAUGCUUUUGGACCUAAGACUAAAAGAAAACGUCCAAGCCUUUUGGCUACUGACUAUGAGUCUUUAGCUAAGAAAGCUGAUGGUUCUCAAGAUGCUUUUGAAGAGAAGUAUGAUGCAUCUGCAGAAGCUAAUGAAGCAGAUGGAUUUAGAGAUUUAGUGCGGCAUAACAUGUUUGAUAAAGGUCAAAGCAAACGCAUAUGGGGGGAACUAUACAAAGUGAUAGAUUCUUCAGAUGUUGUUGUCCAGGUUAUAGAUGCAAGGGAUCCACAAGGCACAAGAUGUUACCAUUUAGAGAAGCAUUUGAAAGAAAAUUGCAAGCACAAACACUUGGUGCUUUUAUUGAACAAGUGUGAUCUAAUUCCCGCUUGGGCAACAAAAGGAUGGCUUAGAGUUUUGUCAAAAGAAUAUCCAACUUUAGCAUUCCAUGCAAGUAUUAAUAAGUCCUUUGGAAAGGGAUCACUUCUAUCGGUUCUGAGACAAUUUGCAAGAUUGAAAAGCGAUAAGCAAGCAAUAUCUGUUGGUUUCGUUGGAUAUCCAAAUGUUGGGAAAUCAUCUGUGAUCAAUACAUUGCGUACAAAGAAUGUUUGCAAGGUUGCUCCAAUUCCAGGGGAAACAAAAGUCUGGCAGUAUAUAACCCUUACAAAGAGGAUCUUUUUAAUCGACUGUCCUGGUGUUGUCUACCACAACAAGGACACUGAAACAGAUGUUGUGUUGAAGGGUGUGGUACGUGUAACAAACUUGAAAGAUGCUGCUGACCAUAUAGGUGAGGUUUUGAAACGCGUGAAGAAGGAGCACUUGACAAGAGCUUAUAAAAUAAAAGAGUGGGUUGAUGAAAAUGACUUCCUACUUCAGCUCUGCAAAUCAUCUGGCAAACUCCUGAAGGGUGGUGAACCUGACCUGAUGACUGCAGCAAAGAUGAUACUUCAUGACUGGCAGAGGGGUAAAAUUCCCUUUUUUGUUCCUCCUCCUAGGCAGAAUGACGUGUCCGAGGCAGAGGAGCCUAAUGUUAAUGGCAUUGAUGUUGAUGAGACAAUUGACCCUAACCAGGCAUCUGCUGCCAUUAAAGCUAUAGCAAAUGUUCUUUCAUCCCAGCAGCAAAGGAAUGUACCGGUUCAAGGGGAUUUAUAUACUGAGAAUGAGAUGAAGGGAGAAACUGCUGACCAACUUCAAUACACAGCAGAUGAUACAGAUGAAGAUAGCGACUCAUCUGAGGAUGAUCCAUCCACUGAGGUUCCAUCUGAGCAGCUUAUUUCUGACGAGGCAGUACCAACAAGCGAAACAUGAGUUUUGGUUGCAGGUUUAGUUGUUAGGGCUUAUGUUUUGAAGAGAAGAAGCUCCAUUUCCGCCGCAUCUUUAUCAUAAGCCAGCUCCAUUUCAGGACUUCAAUGUGCCUCACAUACGAUUGUCAAAUGCAUCAAUUUUGCUUUUGGGAAUUCUGUUAUGGUAACAUAAAUGAAGCCUCAGUGAUGGUUAUCAACUGAUCUUUGGAUGCAGAGUAGAUUUUGAUUUCUUGAGCAUAGUUUUAGUGAUAUAGUUUUCCCAAUGAUGGAUACUUUGUUCUAUUUAUUUGUAAUUUUUACCAUUCUAAGUUUUGCUUUGCUAUCCAUAUAAUGAGACACCAGAGAAGUUUGAAUUUACAAUUUCUAGCAAUAGGCUGAUCUGCUUGUUUUAAAUCCUAAAAUUUUAAGCUAAAUAUUUUAUAUGCACCCUAAUUUUUAUCA
Molecule: messenger RNA, 2231 nt
Organism: Vicia villosa (hairy vetch)
Lineage: Eukaryota; Viridiplantae; Streptophyta; Magnoliopsida; Fabales; Fabaceae
Product: nuclear/nucleolar GTPase 2-like
Exons: 11
Coding region: 106-1794 (562 amino acids)
Cellular component (GO): nucleolus
Molecular function (GO): GTP binding
Source: RefSeq, a predicted model, not a curated record